Messenger RNA from Strongylocentrotus purpuratus (purple sea urchin), 321 nucleotides. RefSeq lists its product as uncharacterized. The transcript is spliced from 2 exons. The coding region runs from base 1 to 321 and encodes 106 amino acids. The record is from RefSeq and is a predicted model, not a curated record. Lineage: Eukaryota; Metazoa; Echinodermata; Echinoidea; Camarodonta; Strongylocentrotidae.
AUGGUAUGUCAGCCAGCAUCAGACCUGAAGGAGACCAUCAUUACAGCUGGAGAGAAGACACUACAAGUCUUGUAUGCCUCAAUGGUGAUGACUCAACAGAAGUAUUGCAUAAAGGUCCGCAAAGCAAUCUACGAGAGCUUCAAAGAUGAACUCUCCAUCGUUCCGUCGUCACCAGACCAGUGGCAGAGGGUCUCCAGCGAUUUCAGUCAGAGAUGGAACUUCCACCACUGCUGCGGUGCCUUAGACGGAAAGCACAUUGAGAUCAAGAAACAGAUAAGAGCGGCAGCAACUACUUUAAAUACAAAGGCUACUUCUCCCUAA